Messenger RNA from Meloidogyne enterolobii, 994 nucleotides. The record is from the annotation of a GenBank genome assembly. Lineage: Eukaryota; Metazoa; Nematoda; Chromadorea; Rhabditida; Meloidogynidae.
UGAGAUGAUCAAUUUUACUGAUAGCUUUGAUCCACUCAAUUCUACAUAUAUGAUGGACCCUGCAAGGCUUAAAUCUCUCGAAGACUAUUUGGAUACGGUCUUCAAGCAACACUAUACCGAGCACCUAACAAACCUCGAGCAACAAUUAAGACCCAUUCCUGAACGUUUCAAUGCUGCACAAAGAUGGGGUGAUUGCGCGCAGUCAAUACUUCGAGUUAGAGACCAAGGCGGUUGUGGGUCUUGUUGGGCUGUCGCUGCCAUAUCUGUGAUUUCUGAUAGAAUUUGUAUUGCGUCUGAAGGGAGGGAAAGAAGUGGCAUUUCGGCGCAACAAUUAGUAGAGUGCUGUGAUUAUUGUGGAGGCUGUACAGGAGCUCCAAACUCCUUCUUUCCCUUUCUUUACUGGCAUAUGGAAGGAUUAGUUAAUGAUCGUUGCUUCCCUUAUACAAUAGCCAGAGAUUGUGGAGCCCCCUGUCCACCUACAGAAUUUCAAAAUCCCCGAGGCUUAGGCUCAUGUUCUUUGGGCAAAACAAAGUGUGCGGAUGAAUAUUUACAGGCUACUAAUUAUAAAGCCAAAUAUGUCUACAAAAUUGGAAGUUUGGAAGAAGACGAUUCUGUUAAUCAGUUCCCCAAGCCUUUAACUAGCAGACUAAAAAUGAAUGAAACUGGGGAAUUUAAUGGGAGAAUAGGAGGAAUUGUUGAAUUGCUUAAACGAGAAAUAAUGACACAUGGACCUGUGAUGCUUUGCUUUAGCGUUUUUGAGAGCUUUAUGCACUACCACGAUGGUGUCUACAAUUUUGAUUUACAACCAGGGGAACAACAUGUAUAUGAUCAUUGUGCAAAAAUAAUAGGUUGGGGACGGCAGAGGAGACCGAACAGUGUGGGGGUGCAGAACUAUUUAAUUGCUGGUAAUUCUAAAACUUUAAAAAUCAGAAUUCUGAUUAACUUGGAGGACUUGGAAAACUAUAAAAAAUCAGAAUUUAAUCAGAAAUUCUGA